Sphaeramia orbicularis (orbiculate cardinalfish) is the source of this 7148-nucleotide messenger RNA. RefSeq names its product small nuclear ribonucleoprotein 200 (U5) (gene snrnp200). Bases 232 to 6642 code for a protein of 2136 amino acids. The record is from RefSeq and is a predicted model, not a curated record. NCBI's taxonomy places the organism in Eukaryota, Metazoa, Chordata, Actinopteri, Kurtiformes, Apogonidae. The transcript has 44 exons. Gene Ontology annotation, biological process: resolution of meiotic recombination intermediates. Gene Ontology annotation, molecular function: ATP binding; nucleic acid binding; DNA helicase activity. Gene Ontology annotation, cellular component: nucleus.
AGCGGCGCUUGUUGUGCGCUCGUGUUAGCAGUGCCAUUGUAACGUACGGGAAACGCAUUUAUAGUGUAAAAGUCGGACAUUUUGGAUACAAUCCCAGGAUAUAAAGUUAAAUUUUGCACUGAUGCUCAAUAAAAGGACAAAGUGAGCUGAACUUUGUGGCUAUUUAACGCGAGCGAACUGCUCCACAGUGAAUAAAAGUGCGGUAACUGCUAAAGGAGAAAAAGCCGCACCAUGGCGGAUGUCACUGCUCGUAGCCUGCAGUAUGAGUACAAAGCGAACUCCAACUUGGUGCUGCAAGCUGAUCGGUCUCUGAUCGACCGCACACGAAGGGAUGAACCCACGGGAGAGGUGCUGUCCCUGGUGGGGAAGCUGGAGGGAACCAAGAUGGGAGAUAAAGCUCAGAGGACCAAACCUCAGAAGCUGGAGGAGAGACGAGACAAGAGGCGAAAACGAGAUGAGGACAGACAUGACAUCAACAAAAUGAAAGGCUUCACUCUGCUUUCUGAAGGCAUUGAUGAAAUGGUGGGCAUUGUAUACAAACCAAAAACCAAAGAAACCAGGGAGACCUAUGAGGUGUUGCUCAGCUUCAUCCAUGCUGCUCUGGGAGAUCAGCCACGUGACAUUCUGUGUGGAGCAGCGGAUGAAGUUCUCGCAGUGUUGAAGAAUGACAAAAUGAGAGAUAAAGAAAGGCGUCGUGAAGUAGAGCAGCUUCUUGGGCCUGCUGAUGACACUCGAUACCAUGUGUUGGUCAAUCUAGGCAAGAAGAUCACUGACUAUGGAGGCGAUAAGGACUUACAGAAUAUGGAUGACAACAUUGAUGAAACUUAUGGUGUGAAUGUCCAAUUCGAAUCUGAUGAAGAGGAGGGGGAUGAAGAUCAGUUUGGUGAAGUACGAGAUGAACAUUCAGAUGAGGACAGUGAAGGAGAGGAGGCCACUGUGGGCGGCACUCUUUCAGCCAAUCUUGGUGUCACAGGUGAUGUGAUGACAGUAAAGAAAAAGGAUCUACACCCACGAGACAUUGAUGCUUUUUGGCUUCAGCGUCAGCUCAGUCGUUUCUAUGAUGAUGCCAUUGUUUCCCAAAAGAAAGCUGAUGAAGUCUUAGAAAUUCUCAAGACUGCCAGUGAUGACAGAGAAUGUGAGAACCAGCUGGUGUUACUUCUGGGCUUCAACACUUUUGACUUCAUCAAAGUCCUCCGCCAGCAUCGCCGUAUGAUUCAGUAUUGUACAAUGCUGGCAAGUGCUCAGAGUGAAGCAGAAAAGGAGCGGAUCAUCGGGAAGAUGGAAUCUGAUCAGGAAUUGUCAAAGAUCCUCUAUCAGUUGCAGGAGACAGAGAAGGAGGAUAUUAUUAGAGAAGAGCGAUCUCGCAGAGAGAGGGUUAGGAAGUCACGAGUUGAUGACUUGGAAGCCAUGGACAUUGACCACGGAGAGUCAAUGGCACCUCGACAGCUGCUGGACCUUGACGACCUGGCCUUCACGCAGGGAAGCCAUUUCAUGGCCAACAAGCGUUGCCAGCUUCCUGAUGGUUCAUUUCGUAAACAACGUAAAGGUUAUGAAGAAGUUCACGUCCCUGCCCUCAAACCAAAGCCAUUUUCUGACGAUGAGGUGCUUGUCACCAUUGAAAAGCUGCCCAAAUAUGCUCAGGCUGGGUUUGAGGGAUUUAAAACCUUGAACCGCAUCCAGAGUAAGCUUUUUAAGACCACCAUGGAGACUGAUGAGAACCUGUUGGUGUGUGCACCUACGGGAGCUGGUAAGACUAAUGUUGCCUUAAUGGCAAUGCUGAGAGAAAUUGGAAAGCACAUCAACCUGGAUGGAACCAUCAAUGUUGAUGAUUUCAAAAUCAUCUACAUUGCACCCAUGCGCUCUUUGGUACAGGAAAUGGUGGGAAGCUUCAGCAAGCGCUUAGCAAGUUAUGGCAUCACAGUAUCUGAGCUGACAGGAGAUCACCAGCUCUGUAAAGAGGAGAUUAAUGCCACUCAGAUUAUCGUCUGCACCCCCGAGAAAUGGGACAUCAUCACUAGAAAAGGUGGAGAGCGUACCUACACCCAGCUGGUGCGCCUCAUUAUCAUUGAUGAAAUCCACCUGCUCCAUGAUGACCGUGGGCCUGUGCUGGAGUCUCUGGUGGCGAGGACUAUCCGUAAUGUGGAGUUGACACAGGAGGAUGUGCGUCUGCUGGGUCUCAGUGCCACACUCCCCAACUAUGAGGAUGUGGCUACUUGCCUGCGUGUCGAUCCUGCCAAAGGACUCUUCUACUUUGACAACAGUUUUCGCCCUGUGCCCUUGGAGCAGACUUAUGUUGGCAUCACAGAGAAGAAGGCCAUUAAGCGUUUCCAGAUCAUGAAUGAGAUUGUCUAUGAAAAAAUAAUGGAGCAUGCUGGGAAGAAUCAGGUGCUGGUGUUUGUCCACUCCAGGAAAGAGACAGGGAAGACUGCCAGGGCAAUAAGAGACAUGUGUUUGGAGAAAGACACACUGGGCCUUUUCCUUAGAGAGGGUUCAGCAUCUACAGAGGUGUUGAGAACUGAGGCGGAGCAGUGCAAGAACCUAGAGCUGAAGGAUCUGCUGCCUUAUGGUUUUGCGAUCCACCACGCUGGUAUGACCAGAGUGGACCGUACACUGGUGGAGGAUCUGUUUGCUGAUCGACACAUCCAGGUUCUGGUGUCCACAGCUACUCUGGCCUGGGGUGUCAACCUGCCAGCGCACACCGUCAUCAUCAAAGGCACUCAGGUCUACAGCCCCGAGAAAGGCCGAUGGACUGAGCUUGGAGCCCUGGACAUUCUGCAGAUGCUUGGUCGAGCUGGUCGUCCUCAGUACGACACCAAGGGGGAGGGAAUUUUGAUCACAUCCCACGGAGAGCUGCAGUACUACCUGUCCCUGCUCAACCAGCAGCUGCCCAUAGAAAGUCAGAUGGUGGGAAAGCUGCCUGACAUGCUCAAUGCUGAGAUUGUACUAGGCAACGUACAGAAUGUGAAGGAUGCAGUAAACUGGCUUGGAUACACCUACUUGUACGUUCGUAUGCUUCGCAACCCCACUUUGUAUGGUGUCUCUCAUGAUGACCGGAGUUCGGACCCCCUCCUGGAGCGGCGUAGGAUGGACCUGGUGCACACUGCAGCCAACGUCCUGGACAAAAACAGCCUGAUUAAAUAUGACAAGAGGACAGGCUCCUUCCAGGUUACAGAUCUGGGGCGUAUUGCCAGUCACUUCUACAUCACUCAUGACUCAAUUCAAACUUACAACCAGCUGCUGAAACCCACCCUCAGUGAGAUCGAACUGUUCCGUGUCUUUUCACUUUCCUCUGAGUUCAGGAACAUCACAGUGAGAGAGGAGGAGAAGCUGGAGCUUCAGAAGCUGCUGGAAAGAGUUCCCAUUCCAGUGAAGGAGAGCAUCGAAGAGCCCAGUGCAAAGAUCAAUGUCCUGCUCCAGGCAUUCAUCUCGCAGCUCAAACUGGAAGGCUUUGCACUUAUGGCAGACAUGGUUUAUGUCACACAGAGCGCUGGCAGGCUCAUGCGUGCCAUAUUUGAGAUCGUCCUCAAUAGGGGCUGGGCUCAACUCACAGACAAGACCAUGAACCUUUGCAAGAUGAUUGACAAGAGAAUGUGGCAGUCGAUGUCUCCUCUGCGACAGUUCAAGAAACUGCCAGAAGAAGUGAUCAAGAAGAUUGAGAAGAAAAACUUCCCCUUUGAGCGCCUCUAUGAUCUCAACCAUAAUGAGAUUGGUGAGCUUAUCCGAAUGCCAAAAAUGGGGAAGACCAUUCACAAAUAUGUCCACCAGUUCCCCAAGCUGGACCUGGCGGUCCAUCUGCAGCCCAUCACCCGCUCUACACUCAAAGUGGAGCUCACCAUCACUCCUGACUUCCAAUGGGAUGACAAGAUUCAUGGAUCAUCUGAGGCUUUCUGGAUUUUGGUGGAAGAUGUGGACAGUGAAGUCAUCCUCCACCAUGAGUACUUCUUGCUUAAAGCCAAGUACGCCCAGGACGAACAUCUGGUGACUUUCUUUGUCCCAGUAUUUGAGCCUCUGCCGCCGCAGUACUUCAUCAGAGUGGUGUCAGACCGCUGGCUCUCUUGUGAGACUCAGCUUCCUGUGUCAUUCCGUCACUUGAUCCUGCCAGAGAAGUACCCACCACCCACGGAGCUACUGGACCUGCAGCCACUGCCCGUCACUGCCCUCAGGAACUCGGCAUUUGAGGCUCUUUACCAGAACAAGUUCCCCUUUUUUAACCCCAUUCAGACUCAAGUCUUCAAUGCAGUGUACAACAGUGAUGAUAAUGUGUUUGUGGGAGCUCCAACUGGCAGUGGAAAGACCAUCUGUGCUGAAUUUGCUAUUCUGAGGAUGCUGCUGCACAAUGCAGAGGGGCGCUGUGUGUACAUCACCCCUAUGGAAGCUCUGGCAGAACAGGUGUUUGUAGACUGGCACCAGAAGUUCCAAGACAUCCUGAAUAAGAAAGUGGUGCUGCUCACAGGAGAGACAAGCACAGACCUGAAGCUGCUGGGAAAAGGGGACAUCAUUGUGAGUACCCCCGACAAAUGGGAUAUCCUGUCCAGACGUUGGAAGCAGAGGAAGAAUGUCCAGAACGUCAGCCUCUUCAUUGUUGAUGAGACUCACCUCAUCGGAGGAGAAAAUGGGCCUGUGUUGGAGGUCAUCUGCUCAAGGAUGAGGUACAUCUCCUCUCAGAUUGAGCGUCCGAUCCGCAUUGUGGCGCUCAGCUCAUCUUUGUCAAAUGCCAAAGAUGUGGCUCACUGGUUGGGCUGCAGCACCACGGCAACAUUCAACUUCCACCCCAACGUCAGACCUGUACCUCUGGAGCUGCACAUCCAGGGCUUCAAUGUAAGUCACACUCAGACUCGCCUGCUGUCCAUGGCCAAGCCGGUGUACCAUGCCAUCAUGAAGCACUCUCCCUCCAAACCAGCCGUGGUGUUUGUCCCGUCACGCAGACAGACCCGACUCACAGCCAUCGACAUCCUCACAUUCUGUGCUGCAGACGUCGUCCCUCAAAGGUUCUUGCAUUGCACUGAGAAAGACCUGGCUCCAUUCCUGGAUAAGAUAAAUGAUUCCACUCUUAAAGAGACUCUGGCUAACGGUGUGGGCUACCUGCAUGAGGGCCUGUCAGCGACCGAGCGCAAAAUAGUGGAGCAGCUCUUCAACUCAGGUGCCGUUCAGGUCGUGGUGUCCUCUCGUUCACUCUGCUGGGGGAUCAACAUCUCCGCCCAUCUUGUCAUUGUCAUGGAUACACAGUACUACAACGGCAAAAUCCAUGCCUAUGUGGACUAUCCCAUAUACGACGUCCUCCAGAUGGUGGGCAAAGCAAACAGGCCCAUGUUAGAUGACGAGGGACGCUGUGUCAUCAUGUGUCAGGGAUCCAAGAAGGAUUUCUUCAAAAAGUUCCUGUACGAGCCUCUGCCGGUGGAGUCUCACUUAGACCACUGUCUCCACGACCACUUCAACGCUGAGAUCGUAACAAAAACGGUGGAGAACAAGCAGGACGCUGUGGACUACCUGACAUGGACGUUCCUCUACCGCCGCAUGACGCAGAACCCCAACUACUACAACCUGCAGGGGAUGUCUCACCGUCACCUGUCAGAUCACCUGUCCGAGCUGGUGGAAAACACGUUACACGACCUGGAGCAGUCCAAGUGUAUCAGCAUCGAGGAUGAGAUGGAUGUGGCACCCCUCAACUUGGGCAUGAUCGCUGCCUAUUACUACAUCAACUACACCACCAUUGAGUUGUUCAGCAUGUCCCUGAACGCAAAGACAAAGAUCCGUGGCUUAAUUGAGAUCAUCUCUAAUGCUGCAGAGUACAAGAAUAUUCCCAUCAGACACCAUGAGGAUGCACUUCUCCGACAGCUGGCACAGAAAGUGCCCCACAAACUGAAUAACCCCAAGUUCAACGAUCCUCACGUAAAGACCAACCUGCUGCUGCAGGCUCAUCUGUCCAGGAUGCAGCUGAGCGCUGAGCUGCAGUCGGACACAGAGGAGAUCCUGAGCAAGGCGAUCCGUCUCAUCCAGGCCUGUGUUGACGUGUUGUCCAGUAACGGCUGGCUCAGUCCUGCUCUGGCAGCCAUGGAGCUGGCUCAGAUGGUCACCCAGGCCAUGUGGUCCAAGGACUCGUACCUCAAACAGCUGCCCUUCUUUACAUCUGAACACAUCAAACGAUGCACAGACAAGGGUGUAGAGAGCAUCUUUGACAUCAUGGAGAUGGAGGAUGACGACCGGACUGCUCUGCUGCAGCUCUCAGAUGCUCAGAUGGCUGACGUGGCUCGUUUCUGUAACCGCUACCCCAACAUUGAGCUGUCGUACGAAGUGGCUGAGAAGGACAACAUCAAGAGUGGAAGUCCAGUCUUAGUCCAGGUUCAGCUGGAGAGAGAGGAGGAGGUGACCGGACCUGUCAUCGCGCCUCUCUUCCCUCAGAAACGUGAGGAGGGUUGGUGGGUGGUGAUCGGAGACCCCAAGUCAAACAGCCUCAUUUCUAUCAAGAGGUUGACUCUGCAGCAGAAAGCAAAGGUUAAACUGGACUUUGUUGCACCAGCGAUGGGCAUCCACAACUACACACUGUACUUCAUGAGUGACGCGUACAUGGGCUGUGACCAGGAGUACAAGUUCAGCGUGGAUGUGAAGGAGGCGGACAGUGAUGGAGACAGUGACUCAGAUUAAGCAGCAACACCAGCCUCUGACUUUUUGUUUCAUACAAACAGGGAUCAGUUUGUUUUUUUACUGUAGAUAUUCUGCCUGAGUGACGCCGUGACUUUAUAAUUGUCAUUAUUUCUGCUCCUGUGAUGAAAAUAAAUCCUAUUUUAUUGUUGUUGCCUGUUUAGAUCACCAUAAAGAUGUACACCAGGCUAGAGUAAGUGUACAUGGGUUUGAUUUUUUUACAAGUAAAUGAAACAGGACAUGUGUAACAGGUACAUAGGAAAUUUCUGUUCCGUCACAUUUGAAAAUGUUGUACUUGGUCAUCUAGUCAGUUUUCAUUCUGACGUAAAUGUAAUAAAGUCUAGUAGAUAAAGAAACACCCAGUCAGGUUGUUCUGUCCCAUGAAGUUACUUGUGGUUCAGUUUUAAUCCAGAAAAGCUCUUGAAACACAAGAAAACUGUCAAUUUCUAAAUGUUUUAGUAUGAUGUGCUGUCUGAAAUAUUUUUUGCAAUAAAGAGAAACCAUGUAAA